CAAAAUUCUGUUAGCCUCUCAUUAACAGAAAAUUCUGUUAACUGAAAUUCAGAGUGACCAAGGAGAAAAUAACAAAAAAUAUGACGGAAAAUAUCGCGAUUUCGGUAUAAUUUUCAGGGAAAAUAUCGAUAAUAUUAUCGACAACAACAAAAACCCAGACCAUUUUAGAAUCUUUUUUCCAAACAAACCGAGGCGGCGCCUUUGAAGUCCAUUUACAAGUGCAGCAAUUGUUUACAUUGGACCCACCCACGCGACGCGACGCGGCCAACGAACCAGAGACAAGGCAGCUCCACUCCACGCGCUAAAGUCGACAGGAUGUCGGGCACCAUACUGGAGAACCUGAGCGGCCGCAAGCUGUCCAUAUUGGUGGCCAGCCUGCUGCUGUGCCAGGUGCUGUGCUUCCUGCUGGGUGGUCUUUACGCCCCCCUGCCCGCCGGCCAUGUGACCGUGCUGGGAUCGCUGUGUCGCGAGGAUCACACCCGUCAGAACGACACCGGCUUCCUGCUGUACUCGCGCGGGGCUGGCGCCUGCACUCCGGUGGUGCGGGAGGAGGUGGAGCGGGACCCCAUGAAGAUGGCCAACGAGCUAGUGCACGUGUUCCAGAUGCCACUGCCGCGCGAGCAGCGCGACCUGGACUACUCCCGCUGGCAGCAGAAUCUUAUCGGGGUGCUGCAGGUGGAGUUCGGCUACGACUCCUCGUCGGAGCUGCGCGAGCCGCCACGGGAGCUGCAGUUGACCAUUGAUAUACGCCUGGCCUACCGCAACAAGGGAGAUCCUGCCAAUGCCUGGAAGUUGUACGCACAUGGAGUGGAACACCGAUACCUGGACUGUGUCACCGCUCAUGUGGGUUCCACGGAGACGCUGUACUCCUGCGACAUGAUCCCGCUGUUUGAGCUGGGCGCCCUGCACCACAGCUUCUACCUGCUGAACCUGCGCUUCCCGCUGGACACGCCGCGGCAGAUGAACCUGCAGUUUGGCCACAUGCACGAUCUCACGCUGACGGCUAUCCACCAGAAUGGAGGCUUCACCCAGAUCUGGCUGUUGCUGAAAACGGUUCUAUUUCCCUUUGUGGUGGGCAUCAUGAUCUGGUUCUGGCGACGGGUCCACCUGCUGCAGCGCUCGCCGGCUCUGCUUGAGUACAUGCUGAUCUAUCUGGGAGGCGCCUUGACCUUCCUCAAUCUGCCGCUGGAGUACCUAUCCCUGGCCGUGGAGAUGCCUUACAUGCUGUUGUUGAGUGACAUCCGCCAGGGCAUCUUCUACGCCAUGCUGCUCUCCUUCUGGCUGGUCUUUGCCGGCGAGCACAUGCUCAUCCAGGAUGCGCCCAACAAGUCUACCAUCCGAUCGCGCUACUGGAAGCAUCUCUCUGCCGUGGUGGUCGGCUGCAUCUCCCUGUUUGUCUUUGACAUCUGCGAGAGGGGCGUGCAGCUGCGCAAUCCCUUCUACUCCAUUUGGACCACUCCACUGGGCGCCAAGGUGGCCAUGACUUUCAUCGUGCUGGCUGGAUUAUCCGCGGCUAUAUACUUCCUCUUCCUGUGCUACAUGAUCUGGAAGGUGUUUAGGAACAUAGGGGAUAAGCGCACCUCGCUGCCAUCCAUGUCUCAGGCCCGGCGACUGCAUUAUGAAGGUCUCAUUUAUCGAUUUAAAUUUCUAAUGCUGGCCACCUUGCUGUGCGCCGCUCUGACCGUGGCCGGUUUCAUCAUGGGUCAAAUGGCCGAGGGCCAGUGGCAGUGGAAUGAGAACGUGGAGAUCCAGCUGACAUCCGCCUUCCUGACCGGCGUCUACGGCAUGUGGAACAUCUACAUCUUUGCCCUGCUCAUCCUGUACGCACCCAGCCACAAGCAGUGGCCGACCAUGCAUCACAGCGACGAGACCACGCAGUCCAAUGAGAACAUUGUAGCCUCGGCUGGCAGUGAGGAAAUCGAGUUCAGUCACCUGCCCUCCGACUCAAAUCCCAGCGAAAUCUCAUCCCUGACCUCGUUCACCCGCAAGGUGGCCUUCGAUUAGGCAAACGCUUUUUAUUUUGGGUUGUGUGCCAAGCGGAGAUCCGAUCCCCGAUCCGAUUUUGCCAGCACUGCAAAGCUAUCCAAGCUUUACGUGUGUGCUCAUUUUAUUAGCAUUUUAGAUUUUAGUCAGUAGCAUUGCAUUUCUUGCCUAGUUUUUCAACAACAACAACAACGCGAUCAGCAUUAUUUUCUUGACCUUAAUUAUAUAUAUAUUAUUGUGUAGGUUCUCUCUCAGCAUGCUCAAAGUGUUUACGAUUUUAUCAAUUGUAUUUUAUCGGCAGUAUUAUCUAAUGAAGUCCAUUUUGCUAGCUCCUAAGUCUUUACAUAUUUAUAUAAACACAUUUUAUACAAGCAUUAAGGUGGUUAUCUGUACUUAAAAUUCAUAAAAAAAAUGCAACUACAAUAUUUCUUUUACCUUGGAUUUCAAAUCUAAGAUGAUUUUUCACGUCCAAUAUCAAAUCAGUCAGCCGAAAGCCAAUAAAUCCUUACGAUUUUACAUUUAUAAACUAACCACCUUAAUAAUUAAUAUCAAAUAGAAUCUCUGCUCUGAUUUUAUAACAAAAAGUAGAGGGAUUUCUUACUCAAGUAGCAAUGCAUCGAAUAAAAAGCAAUAUUGAAAAUGCCAA
Molecule: messenger RNA, 2629 nt
Organism: Drosophila kikkawai
Lineage: Eukaryota; Metazoa; Arthropoda; Insecta; Diptera; Drosophilidae
Gene: wls
Product: Wnt ligand secretion mediator
Biological process (GO): Wnt signaling pathway; intracellular protein transport; Wnt protein secretion
Cellular component (GO): endomembrane system; organelle membrane
Molecular function (GO): Wnt-protein binding
Source: RefSeq, a predicted model, not a curated record